CUGAUUCCGGGGGGUCGGCCAUCUGCUGUAACCACAGCCAGAGCCACGUCAUAUUUGUGUGCCGCUGUCGAGCGAGCUACGAGCUGGCUCUUUAUCUUCCCCCGCGGGUUUUUCUACGUAAAGUCACAUCCCCGCGACCGCAAACAUGAAUAUAUUCCGACUGCUGGGCGAUCUAUCGCAUCUUUUAGCCAUUAUCAUACUACUUUUAAAGAUAUGGAAGACACGGAGCUGCGCCGGUAUUAGCGGCAAAUCACAGAUCCUCUUCGCGAUUGUUUAUACUACCCGUUAUUUAGACCUGUUCACCACAUUCAUCUCGGCAUACAACACAUUCAUGAAGAUCGUAUUCAUUGCUGCGUCUCUCGCCACAAUUUUCUUGAUGUACAUUAAGUUCAAAGCUACGUAUGAUCAUAAUCAUGACACGUUCAGGAUCGAGUUCCUGAUUUUACCAGCGUUUAUAUUAGCACUGCUGAUCAAUCACGAGCUAUCCUUCAUCGAGGUUUUGUGGACAUUCAGCAUUUAUCUAGAGUCAGUGGCAAUAUUACCGCAAUUGUUCCUGGUAUCGAAAACGGGCGAAGCAGAAAGCAUUACCAGCCAUUAUUUGUUCGCAUUGGGAUCAUACAGAGGCUUAUAUCUGUUUAACUGGGUCUACCGCUACUACGCCGAAGAUCAUUACGACUUGAUCGCUAUAGUCGCCGGAUUGGUGCAGACAGUUCUCUAUUGUGACUUUUUCUACCUCUAUAUUACCAAAGUACUCAAAGGCAAGAAGCUACAACUACCUGCUUAGCUUCACUUGAGAGUAUUAUCCUUUUGUAUCGGAGAAUUGUUCAACUGUCUCUGUGGCAUCGCCAAUUUGAGAUAAAUUCGGGCAAUCAUGGGAGGCUUAUGAAAUGUGCACAAUGAUGUGCAUUUCCACAAAGUAUGAAUUGUCUGGCAUCCCCUUUCCACAAACUUUCUUCCUUCCUUCCAUCGUCCCUCGUACGAUGCCAUGUGCUGCGUCUCCUUAUCAUAGGAUG
Cyphomyrmex costatus is the source of this 1013-nucleotide messenger RNA. It is a transcript of the gene KdelR, whose product is annotated as ER lumen protein-retaining receptor. Gene Ontology annotation, molecular function: ER lumen protein retrieval receptor activity. The record is from RefSeq and is a predicted model, not a curated record. Gene Ontology annotation, biological process: protein retention in ER lumen. The coding region runs from base 146 to 784 and encodes 212 amino acids. Gene Ontology annotation, cellular component: membrane. Lineage: Eukaryota; Metazoa; Arthropoda; Insecta; Hymenoptera; Formicidae. The transcript is spliced from 3 exons.